GUCAGAGAGAGCCCUCCGCUCCGCCUCGUCCUCUUGCGGACAGAGCCGCCGCCGCCGCCGCGGGUCCGGCCCCUGCCUCGGUGCCAGGCGCAGGCAGCCUCUCCGUCCCAUCCCUCCAGCUCCGCCCGCGCCGCCUCCCCUUCUCCCGGGCAGCCAAUGAAGGCGGCGUGAGGGGGCCGGGCGGGCUCUCUUCUCGCCAGCAGCAGCUCGGCCGGCGCUCGCUCCCUCCGUCUCGGCUCGUCGGCCCGGCUGCUGCAGGAGCCGCGGGGACGCCGCCUCCGCCGACGGGAUCAUGCGUUAAGGCGCACGGCCGGGCACUGCGGCCGCGCCAUCCGCGCGGCGGGCCGAGAAGAUGAACUACCUGAACGUGCUGGCCAAGGCCCUCUACGACAACGUGGCCGAGUCCCCGGACGAGCUCUCCUUCCGCAAGGGCGACAUCAUGACGGUGCUGGAGCGCAACACGCAGGGCCUGGACGGCUGGUGGCUCUGCUCGCUGCACGGGCGGCAAGGCAUCGUCCCCGGCAACCGCCUGAAGAUCCUGGUGGGCAUGCUGCCCGGGCCGGCCCACGGGCAGCCUCAGUCCCCCCCGCAACCCCAGCCGCCGCCGCCGCUGCAACAGCCGGCAGGGCAGACCCCCCUGGCCUACCCGGCGCCCCAAGGCGGCUACACCCCGCUUUCCCCUGCCUCUCAGUACACGCCUAUGCACCCCUCCUGCCUGCCCCAAGAGGACAAUGUCUAUCUGGUGCCAGCACCAAACAAGGCCCCGGGAGGCCUCCCGCACGGCUCCGGGUCAGCGGGCCAGUUCCAGACUCCCCCGGGGAAGCAGCCGCCCGCCUACCCAAAGCAGAGCCCCCCGCAAGGCCAGGACGUGUACCAAGUGCCCACUGGGCCUGCCAGCCCGCCCCAGGACAUUUACCAGGUGCCUCCAGCGCCCGCUGGGCUGGGGCAGGAUAUCUACCAAGUGCCCCCUUCCCUGGACGGCCGGGGCUGGGAAGCGCCCAAGCCCCAAAGAAAGGUGGUGGUCCCCACACGCGUGGGGCAGGUCUAUGUCUACGACUCCCCCAAAGGAGAGCAGGAUGAGUACGACGUCCCCCGCCACCUCCAGGAGAUCUAUGACGUGCCCCCGACUCGGGGCCUGCUGUCGAACCAAUGCAGCCUGGAGGUGUACAAUAUGCCCACCAUGGUGGUGAAGGGCCCCAACAGCCGGGAUCUGGCCCAUGCCCAAGAGAUCUAUGACGUGCCCCCCAGUGUGGAGAAAGGCCUGCAAGUGGUGUACGACAUCCCCCCGUCGGUCAGCAAGGAUGUCCCCGAUGGCCCGACGCGGGAGGAGACCUACGACGUGCCCCCGGCCUUCUGCAAGGCCAAGCCCUUUGAUCCGUCUCGACACCCGCUGAUCCUCGCGCAGCCUCUGGCGCCGUCGGCGGCGGACCCUUACUUGCCCGAAGACGUGUACGAUGUCCCGCCGGCGGCCAGCAAAGGGGUGCCGGAGGCCCAGGAGAUCUACGACGUCCCGCCUGGGCUGAGGAAGCUGGCCGGCCAAGAGGUGUAUGACGUGCCCCGGGAGCUGCCGGUGGGCUGCAAGGACCGGGAGGGCGACUACAUCUACGACGUGCCCCCGCAGGCGGACCGGGAGGGCAAGGGCGGCGACGGCAAGCGCCUCUCGGCCUCCAGCACGGGCAGCACCCGCAGCAACCUCUCCAGCUCUUCGCUGGACACGGUGCCGGUCAAGGAGGCCCCCGACCGAGAGCUGCCCCUGGACCAGGACGUUGCCAUGGAGACCCUGGCCCGGCUCCAGGGCAACGUCGCCACCGCCGUCUCCUACCUCAUGUCCUUCAUCAGCGGCAGCUGGCGGAGCCCUGAGCAGCUGGAGGCCCACGCGGCCCACCUCCAGGGGGCGGCCGAGAGCGUCAGGGGGGCGCUCCGGGACCUGCUGGACUUUGCCCGGGGGGCCGUCAGCAGCGCCGCCCACACCUCCGACCGCUCCCUCUACGCCAAGCUCAGCAAGCAGCUGCAGAAGAUGGAGGAGGUCUACCAGGCGCUGCUGCGGCACAGCCAGGCCCUGGACGGCUGCGGCUGGGCCCCCAGCGCCCUGGCGCCCGGCAAGGCCGGCGCCCCCGACGACCUGGAGCACCUGGUGAUGUGUUCGCGGGGGGUGCCGGACGACACCAAGCAGCUGGCCUCCUUCCUGCACGGCAACGCCUCCUUGCUCUUCCGGCGGACCAAGGCGCCCCCGGCCUCCCUGGGGGACGGCGGCCUGGCCGACAAGGCCAGCAGCAUCCAGUCCCGGCCCUUGCCCUCGCCGCCCAAGUUCUUGGCGCAGGACUCGCCCGAGGGGCAGUACGAGAACCACGAGGGCGGCUGGAUGGAAGAUUACGACUACGUGCACCUCCAGGGCAAGGAGGAGUUUGAGAAGAUCCAGAAGGAGCUGCUUGAGAAGGGCAACAUCAUCCGGCAGGGCAAAGGGCAGCUGGAGCAUCAGCAGCUGAAACAGUUUGAACGGCUGGAGCAGGAGGUGACCCGGCCCAUCGACAACGACCUGUCCAACUGGACCCCCCCGCAACACUACGCCCACGUCCGGGGGGGCGGCUCGGCCCUGAGCGCCUCCGACCGGCAGCUGCUGCUCUUCUACCUGGAGCAGUGCGAGGCCAACCUCACCACCCUGACCAACGCCGUGGACGCCUUCUUCACGGCCGUGAGCACCAACCAGCCGCCCAAGAUCUUCGUGGCCCACAGCAAGUUCGUCAUCCUGAGUGCCCACAAGCUGGUCUUCAUCGGGGACACUCUCUCGCGCCAGGCCCAGGCCCCGGAGGUGCGCCACAAGGUCACUCACUACAGCAACCUGCUCUGCGAGAUGCUCAGGGGGAUCGUGGCCACCACCAAGGCGGCCGCGCUCCAGUACCCCUCCCCCGCGGCGGCCAAGGACAUGGUGGAGCGGGUCCACGCGCUCGCCAACAGCACGCAGCAGUUCCGGAUGGUGCUGGGGCAGCUCUCGGCCCUGUGAUCCCGCUCCCCCAAGCAGACUCUCCCCUGUACAUGGACUGUAAAUACUUCUCCAGACUCCGGCUUGUCCGUGGGGAGCGGCAGGUGGGUUGGCUGGCUGGCUGCUCCCUCCCCCCAUCAUAGGGUGCUCUGGGCAUAGACCCUUGUCCCAGAGGGCCUGACGCGGCCCCGACCCUGGGAGGGCUGUUGCGGCCUUGAGGGCGGCCCAGGGAGGGGUGGGGUGUUGGGAGGCAAAUAAUUAUUUUUCCUGUUUGAUUCUGAAAUUGUUUGGCUAACGGUCACUAUUUAAAUCAAAUAAAGAGACAUAGAAUCCAA
Messenger RNA from Hemicordylus capensis (graceful crag lizard), 3315 nucleotides. RefSeq names its product BCAR1 scaffold protein, Cas family member (gene BCAR1). Bases 353 to 3001 code for a protein of 882 amino acids. Gene Ontology annotation, biological process: cell surface receptor protein tyrosine kinase signaling pathway; cell migration. The record is from RefSeq and is a predicted model, not a curated record. Lineage: Eukaryota; Metazoa; Chordata; Lepidosauria; Squamata; Cordylidae. The transcript has 7 exons. Gene Ontology annotation, molecular function: protein binding. Gene Ontology annotation, cellular component: plasma membrane; focal adhesion; cytoplasm.